UUUAGAGGAGAAAAAAAAAAUCCCCAAACAUUUUUGGGGAGGACGCCCUCCCCCUUCCAGGGAAGGAAAGCGCCGAGCCCGAACUCCCGCCGCGGCCGGGCGGGGACUACAAGUCCCGGCAGGCGCGGACUGCAGCUCCCGGCGUGCCCGGGGCCGGCGGAGCGCAGCGAGGGCAGCGGAACGGGCCGGGCCGCGCCGGGCCGGGCGGGCGCUGCUGCUGCCCUCCCUCGGCACGGGGCCGAGCCGGGCCGAGCCGAGCCCAGCCGGGCCGGGCUGCGCUGAGCAGAGCGGAGGAGCCCAACAGAACCGAGCCGAACCGAGCGGGACGAGUGGGGCCGAACCGAGCCGAGGAGCCGAAUCGAGCGCAGCCGAACCGAGCCGAGUGGGGCCGAACUGAGCUGAGCAGAGCCGAGGAGCCGAGCUGAGCCGGGCCGAGCGCGGCCGAGUGAGCCUGGACAGAGCCGAACCGACCCGAGCGCAGCCGAACCGAGCCGAGUGGGGCCGAGCAGACCCGAACCGACCCGAGCGCAGCCGAACGGGGCUGAAACGAGCCGAAGGGCCGAACCGAGCCGGGCCGAGUGCGCCCGAGCACACCCGAGCGGAGCCGAACGGGGCUGAACGGAGCCGAGGGGCCGAACCGAGCCGAGCCGAGAGGGGCCGAGCAGACCCGAACCACUUCGUGUCCUCGCCGUUCCUCAGGGGGUGAGCCCCGUGGCCGCCAGCCCCGCGUGUCACCAUGGCGUCCCGCAUCGGGCUGCGGAUGGAGCUGAUGAAGCAGCAGGCGCAGCAGGAAGCCGAGCGCGAGCGGGUGCAGCAGCAGAUGAUGAUGAGCUACAUGCAGCAGCAGCGCAUGCCCGCGGCCUCCAGCCCCGCCAUCAACACCCCCGUCCACUUCCAGUCCCCACCUCCCGUGCCCGGAGAGGUCCUCAAGGUCCAGUCCUACCUGGAGAACCCCACCACCUACCACCUGCAGAAGUCUCGGGACAAGAAGGUGCAGGCUUACCUGUCGGAAACCUACGGGAACAAGUUCGCUGCCCACGUCAGCCCCGCCAGCCACUCUCCCAAGCCGCCCCCGGCCGCGUCCCCCGGCGUCCGGCCCGGCCACGUGCUGUCCUCCUCGGCGGGCAACAGCGCUCCCAACAGCCCCAUGGCCAUGCUCAACAUCGGCUCCAACCCCGAGCGCGAGUUUGAUGAGGUCAUCGAUGACAUCAUGCGCCUGGAUGAUGUUUUAGGCUACAUGAACCCUGAAGUGCACAUGCCCAACACGCUGCCCAUGUCCAGCAGUCACAUGAAUGUCUACAGCGGGGACCCGCAGGUGACAGCGUCACUCGUUGGUGUCACCAGCAGCUCCUGCCCCGCCGACCUCACCCAGAAGAGAGAACUCACAGAUGCUGAGAGCCGAGCCCUGGCCAAAGAGCGCCAGAAGAAAGACAAUCACAACCUGAUCGAGAGGCGGCGAAGGUUCAACAUCAACGACCGCAUCAAGGAGCUGGGAAUGCUGAUCCCCAAAGCCAACGACCUGGACGUGCGCUGGAACAAAGGGACGAUCCUGAAGGCGUCCGUGGACUACAUCAAGAGGAUGCAGAAGGACCUGCAGAGGUCCCGGGACCUGGAGAACCACUCGAGGCGCCUGGAGAUGGCCAACAAGCAGCUGCUGCUCCGCAUCCAGGAGCUGGAGAUGCAGGCACGCGUCCACGGGCUGCCCACCUCCUCUCCCUCGGGCGUCAACGUGGCCGAGCUGGCUCAGCAGGUGGUCAAGCAAGAAGCCAGCGGGGACGAGGGGACCCUGGAGCCGCUGCUGCCACCCCCAGACCCCGAGUCGCAGGCGCAGCCGGCGCUGCCCGCGCCGCCCCAGUCUCCCUUCCACCAGCUGGACUUUACCCACAGCCUGAGCUUCGACGACAGCUCCUUCCCGGACAGCCUGGAGCCCGGGCACGGCGCUUCCUUCCCUUCCCUCUCCAAGAAGGAGCUGGACUUGAUGCUGAUGCAGGACACAAUGCUGCCCCUGGCCGCUGACCCCUUGUUCUCAGCCAUGUCCCCCGAGGCCUCCAAGGCCAGCAGUCGCCGCAGCAGCUUCAGCAUGGAGGACGCGGACAUGCUGUGAUGGGCAGCUGCCAGGGCGGGGAUUGCAGCACCAGCUUUGGGUGGGCAAGUCCCAGGACGCUCCUGGCAGGAGGAGCCCAUCCCACCAUGCACUUGAACCUUCCCAGGAGUACCUUUGUCUAUGCAACGGGGCUCGGGUCGGGUGCCGCCAUGUCCUUCUCAGCUUCUUUCUGCCAGGAGGAGAAUGGACCUGCCUGGCUUUGCCCUGGCCCUGGCCCUGGCCUGGCUGCAGAUGCCACAGCCUGGGAGUGCCAUCUGGGCUGCUUUGCCUUUCAGCUGAAGCCUCCUGGCCUCACCCCCUUGCCCGGGGUGGUGCCCGGGAGCCUCGAGCCCCCGGGAUGGUGCCGCGAGCUUUGUGUCCUGUUCGGUGUCUCCUCGCCUUGCUCUGGGACCCUUCAUCCCCACCGAGUCCUCCCCAGCCCCUGGAUACUUCCCAGUCCAUCCAGUUCCUCCUUCCCGGGAGCACCUGCUGCCCCUGGGGUCACAGCAGGGUGACAAGGUGUUAAUUAGAGUGUGUUCAUUAAUACGGCACCACCGGGGGUGCUGUCUGCAGGUGGGUGUGGAAGGUUCCAGAACACCUGGAAUGGGGGGGUUUGGUGCUCCACCCACCCCCUGUUGUCACCCCCAAAACCUCGAGGCAAGGCUGCCAGGUGACCCUGAGUGUCCUGGAGGUGUCCCCGCAGUGGCUGUGCCCCGUGGCACCCCCAGCUCUUCCCUGGGAGGAUAAAAGGGUUUCCCACUCUUUUUUUGGGGGAUGCUUCCCAAAAGUGCAGCCCCACGUGGGCCCGAAGCUCCAGGCUGUGACAGGGAAUGGUUUGUGCCAAACCUGAGCUGCUGCUCCCAGCUGGGGAUCCGGGGGUUGUUCCUGUUCCCAGUGUCACCAGUUUGUGCCACAGCUCCGUACUGGGAGCUGCUUUGGGUCCCGACUUCCCAAUCCAGCUGGGAAGAGCAGGGCAAGGCUGGAAAAUCCUCCAGGGUUUGUGGAGGGAAAUGGAGAGGAGAGGAGACUCCCCUUGGGGAUUGUCCCCUCUGGGCUGUGGGGUCACUCUGUGCCCCCAUCCUGGAGCUGGGUGUCCUGGGGGGACACAGGUGGCAGGAUUUGGGGACAGAGGGGCCCGUGGUGGCAGGAUUGGGGGACAGCCCCACAGGUGGCCCAUGGUGACAGGAUUUGGGGACAGAGGGGCCUGUGGUGGCAGGAUUUGGGGACAGAGGGGCCCGUGGUGGCAGGAUUUGGGGACAGAGGGGCCUGUGGUGGCAGGAUUUGGGGGACAGCCCCACAGGUGGCCCAUGGUGGCAGGAUUUGGGGACAGAGGGACCCAUGGUGGCAGGAUUUGGGGACAGCCCCACAGAGGAACCUGUGGUGGCAGGAUUUGGGGACAGCCCCACAGGUGGCCUGUGGUGACAGGAUCUGGGGGACAGAGGGGCCCAUGGUGGCAGGAUUUGAGGACAGCCCCACAGGUGGCCCAUGGUGGCAGGAUUUGGGGACAGAGGGACCCAUGGUGACUGGAUUUGGGGACAGCCCCACAGGUGGCCCGUGGUGGCAGGAUUUGGGGACAGCCCCAUAGAGGGGCCCAUGGUGACAGGAUUUGGGGACAGCCCCACAGUUGGCCUGUGGGACGUGAGGGUGAGGGGAAGUGCAGAGGGAGGAGGACAGGAGCAGGAGGGGACCUGAGAGGACACUGGGUGACCUGGGGGGACACUGGGUGACCUGAGAGGACACUGGGUGACCUGGGGGGACACUGGGUGACCUGGGGGGACACUGGGUGACCUGGGAGGGGCUCCAGGCGCUCUCCUGAGGAUGAGGAGGACCCAGGAGACCUGGGAGCCCCUCUGGGGUGUUCACAGGAGGCCUUGGCACCCUUUGUGUGCUGCCAUCAGUGCCUGGACAGGGAGCUGUCCCCAGCGGGGUCACCCUGGCCGUGCUGGGGACCCGUGGGUGGCAGAGCCACGAGCUGUGCCCUCCACAGGGGCUGGGUGGCUGCUCCAGCCACGAAAUCCCACGGGAAAUGUGGAUUUUUGUGGCUUUAGGGUGCCCGUGGGCACUGCUCAGCACGAGAUGUCUCCCCUGGCUGUGAGCAAACAGUUGUGGAUUAUAAUUACUAUUUUUUUUUAAAUCUUUUUGGGAGUUUUGUUUGUUUUUUUCUUUUUUUUUUUUUAAUGCACUGUGCCCUGAUUAAAAGAUUUUACUACUGUUUUAUAAAUAAAUGUAUAAAAGAAUGAACUGGAAUGGAAGAAGAAUCAUUAAAAAUAUAUUUAUUUACAACA
Passer domesticus (house sparrow) is the source of this 4368-nucleotide messenger RNA. It is a transcript of the gene TFEB, whose product is annotated as transcription factor EB. Bases 737 to 2104 code for a protein of 455 amino acids. NCBI's taxonomy places the organism in Eukaryota, Metazoa, Chordata, Aves, Passeriformes, Passeridae. Gene Ontology annotation, cellular component: nucleus. The record is from RefSeq and is a predicted model, not a curated record. Gene Ontology annotation, biological process: positive regulation of DNA-templated transcription; humoral immune response; regulation of transcription by RNA polymerase II. Gene Ontology annotation, molecular function: RNA polymerase II cis-regulatory region sequence-specific DNA binding; protein dimerization activity; DNA-binding transcription factor activity, RNA polymerase II-specific. The transcript is spliced from 9 exons.